UUCAACAGCUCUGGUUCAUUCCCUUAUAACACUUUUCUUUGUUCCUUUCAGGUAACACAAAAACAUAAAUAAAUGAAACAAAUUAUUUUGUGGUGUCUGCAUUUGUGUUCCUGGGACUUUCUAUCUCUAGACCGUGUAGCAUUUCCUUGUUACCUGCUCUACCAUUUUAUAUGUAUCAAUUGUUCUGGGAAACCUCUUUGUGCUUACAGUAACCUUUGUCCUUCAUUUUCAUUCCCCCAUGUACUUCCUGAUAGCCAAGCUUUCAGUCAUUGAUUUGUGUGUUUUAGGCAGCAACAGACAAUGUCAGUGUAUGAAGCAAAUUACUCUGAGGUGUCUGAAUUUGUCUUCCUGGGACUUUCUACCUCUAGACCAAUGCAACAUUUCCUCCUUGCCUUCUCUACAGUGUUUUAUGUAACAAUUGUUCUGGGAAAUUUCCUGGUUGUGUUUACAGUGACUUUUGACUCUCAAUUGCAUUCUCCUAUGUACUUUCUGUUAGCCAACCUCUCUUUUAUUGAUAUGUGUCUUUCUACCUUACUGGUUCCUAAGAUGAUCUCUGACUUGUACUCUGGGCAACACACUAUAUCAUUCCAGGGGUGUGUCAUCCAGAUUUUUGUACUUCAUGUUCUAGGUGGAUCUGAGAUGGUGCUGCUCAUAGCCAUGGCCUUGGACCAUUAUGUGGCCAUAUGGAAGCCCCUCCACUACCUGACCGUCAUGAGUCCACACAUGUGCAUUUGGCUUCUGGUUGGUUCUUGGGUUAUUGGUCUCAUUCACUCAGUGGUGCAGCUAGCUUUUAUUGUCAGUUUGGAUUUUUGUGGCCCUAAUGCUUACUAUAAUGCAAUAGACAGCUUUUACUGUGAUCUACCUCAGUUUAUCAAACUUGCCUGCACAAACACCUACAAACUGGAGUUCAUGGUUACUGCCAACAGUGGAUUAAUUUCCAUGGGAACCUUCUUAUUGGUUUUCUCCUACAUCUUCAUCCUGGUCACUGUAUGGAAACACUCUUCAGGUGGUCUAUCCAAGGCCUUCUCUACCUUGUCAGCUCAUAUCACUGUGGUGGUUUUGUUCUUUGGACCAUGCAUCUUUAUCUAUGUGUGGCCAUUUCCCAUGGUGCCAGUAGAUAAGUUUCUUGCCAUUUUGGACUCUUUGAUUACACCUAUCUUGAACCCUGCCAUCUACACAUUGGGGAACAAGGACAUGAAGAUGGCAAUGAAGAGACUAAGUAGUUGA
This is a messenger RNA of Loxodonta africana (African savanna elephant), 1227 nucleotides long. RefSeq names its product olfactory receptor 4F15-like. The record is from RefSeq and is a predicted model, not a curated record. The transcript has a single exon. Bases 301 to 1227 code for a protein of 308 amino acids. Gene Ontology annotation, molecular function: G protein-coupled receptor activity; olfactory receptor activity. Gene Ontology annotation, cellular component: plasma membrane. Lineage: Eukaryota; Metazoa; Chordata; Mammalia; Proboscidea; Elephantidae. Gene Ontology annotation, biological process: G protein-coupled receptor signaling pathway.